Messenger RNA from Hypoxylon trugodes, 1551 nucleotides. RefSeq names its product peptidase C1B, bleomycin hydrolase. The record is from RefSeq and is a predicted model, not a curated record. The transcript is spliced from 2 exons. Gene Ontology annotation, cellular component: cytoplasm. Bases 1 to 1551 code for a protein of 516 amino acids. Gene Ontology annotation, molecular function: cysteine-type aminopeptidase activity. NCBI's taxonomy places the organism in Eukaryota, Fungi, Ascomycota, Sordariomycetes, Xylariales, Hypoxylaceae. Gene Ontology annotation, biological process: response to toxic substance; proteolysis; L-homocysteine catabolic process.
AUGGGCGCGCAACAGUCCAAGACUUCACCUGAAGAAGCAGCUCACAAGAAGGCUGUCCUCGAUGUUCUGCAGAGCCUAAAAUCGGAACUAAGUAACGAGUUUCUCAAGUCAGAUGCAGAUAAUGAAUUUGUCUAUGUUGAAAGCGAGAAGGGAACACUAUCCAACGGUCAGAUUACUAGACAGCCCGAACAGCUGGCUGUUGAACGUACCGAGGACUGGCAGUCUAAGCUACUUGCCGAUCCCAAGAACAGAUUAGCUCUCUCGGCCCUCAGUUCCGCGAAUCCGCGAGAUGUACUAGCUUCUCGCUCCGCUAAGAUUGCGGACCAGCAGGUAUUCAAUAUUCGCAUCCCGUUCGAAGGUGCUCCUAUAACGAACCAACGAUCCUCGGGGCGAUGCUGGCUCUUUGCUAGCACGAAUGUAUUCCGCGUCGCUCUUAUGAAGAAGUACAAUCUUGCAGAGUUCGAACUAUCUCAAGCCUACUUGUUCUUCUAUGAUAAACUGGAAAAAUCCAAUUUCUUCCUAGAGAACAUCAUUGAGACCGCCGAUCAAUCGUUAGACGAAAGAUUGGUUCAAAGAAUACUCGCGGAUCCUAUAAGCGAUGGCGGGCAGUGGGACAUGGUCUACAACCUCGUCGAGAAGUACGGUCUUCUGCCGCAGACGCUGUAUCCCGAUAGCUGGAAUGCUAUGACAAGCAGUACCAUCAAUUAUAUCAUUAUUGCCAAGCUGCGCGAAUAUGCAGUGAUACUUCGCAAGUUAGCUAAUAGCUCAGCGACAACCGCUUCGAGCUUAUCGGCUACCAAGGACAAGAUGCUGCGUGAGAUCCAUCUUAUCCUGACUUUAACCUUGGGACCACCACCUAGCACAACUGAUGAGUUUGAAUGGAACUUCUUGGACAAAGACGGCAGAGCGCGGACGGUGGUUUCGACCCCGCACCGCUUCUCUAAAGAUAUCUCGUCGCAAGAUUUCCGCAUUAGCAGCUCCACCAUCGCGAGUAUGGUGUCUUUAGUACACGACCCGCGUCAUCCACCCCUAAGCCUCAUGACCGUUGAUCGACUCGGCAACAUCGUCGGCGGUCGGGGCAUCACGUAUAUCAACGUGGAUAUGGAUACGUUGAAGCAAGCAUGCAUAUCUAUGCUUCGAAGUGGCUUACCGAUCUUCUUCGGCUCUGACGUCGGCAAGUACAGCGACAGAGCUGGUGGUAUCAUGGAUACAGACUUGUUCGACUUCUCGCUCGGCUUCAACGUCGAUUUGUAUAGGAGCCUAGACAAGGCGGCACGUCUACGUGUCGGCGAGUCGGCUAUGACGCAUGCUAUGGUGCUCACAGCGGUCCACGUCGAUGCUGAGGGCCGCCCAGAGCGCUGGCGUGUGCAGAAUAGCUGGGGUACGGAUGUUGGGUCUAAGGGUUGGUUUGUUAUGACGGACCGCUGGAUGGAUGAGUUUGUCUACCAGGCUGUGGUUGACCCGAGGUUCCUACCACGUAAGGCUAGGGACGUUCUGGGUCAGGAACCUAUUGUUCUGCCUCUUUGGGACCCUAUGGGUAGCUUGGCUUAA